Messenger RNA from Perkinsus marinus ATCC 50983, 168 nucleotides. RefSeq lists its product as hypothetical. The record is from RefSeq and is a predicted model, not a curated record. The transcript is spliced from 2 exons. Bases 1 to 168 code for a protein of 55 amino acids. Lineage: Eukaryota; Perkinsozoa; Perkinsida; Perkinsidae.
AUGUUCAAUGGACUCGCACCUUACACGGCUGAGUCCCUCUUGAUAUAUUCACUCCGGACACUCAUCGCGAAGAAGCUCUUCCAAGUGCAGAUGCGCAACGGAGAUACCCGCAAGAAUGAGCACCUUGGUGGAUCCUCGAAACCUGGUGAAUGCGGCAUCCAGACCUGA